This is a messenger RNA of Schistocerca nitens (vagrant locust), 2677 nucleotides long. RefSeq names its product L-gulonolactone oxidase-like. NCBI's taxonomy places the organism in Eukaryota, Metazoa, Arthropoda, Insecta, Orthoptera, Acrididae. The transcript has 6 exons. The coding region runs from base 166 to 1515 and encodes 449 amino acids. Gene Ontology annotation, molecular function: D-arabinono-1,4-lactone oxidase activity; FAD binding. The record is from RefSeq and is a predicted model, not a curated record. Gene Ontology annotation, cellular component: membrane.
UAUUGUUGUUUGUUGACAAUGUAGUUGGAUGUAGGAUAAUUAUUUUGUUUUCGUUUGUGUGAGUGAUUAUUUGGAGCUCUUAUGUUUUCUCAGUUUAAACAAAAUGACAAAUUUUUCUUGAACUGAUUAAAAAACAUUGUGUAUUUUUCAUUUUUGCUGCUCAUUAUGUCCAGUCGAAGGCGGAGAAUGACGUUUUACCCGAAAGAUUUAAUUGAUGUUUUCAAAAUACUCAAACAGGUGAAAGAAAACUGUGUUACGGUGAAGUGCUGUGGAGGAACGUAUCCAGUUAGUGAAAACGGAGAUGUGCUGAUAUAUCUAAACAAUUUAAGACGUAUCCUAUGGUACGACCCUGCGGAACAAAUUUUGACUGUAGAAGCAGGAGUUACACUUAAAGAAAUUUUGAAGUGCGUCGAAUAUUUCAACGCUACGCUAGAACUGUACGGAACAUUGCCAGAUAUGGCUGUUAUUGAUGCUGUUUCUAUAGGCCUAAUUGGUGCCAAUGGUACAAUUGCACAAUGUAUUAAAGCGUGUAAAGUAGUGUCCUUACACGGCGAUACCAUUGAUUGUAUGUGGCCCUGUGCAGAACAUGUUGUUGAUCAGAGUGGAAAAUGUGAAGGAAACGGAACUGUGUGCCCAACAUUGCAGCAUGUUGUGUGUGGCCUUGGUUGUGUAGGUAUUGUUGCAUCUGUUACUUUGAAAUGUGUACCAAUACAUCUAGCUCAACAGGUCACAUAUGUAUGCACAGUGAAAGAAAUACCAGGAAUAUCUGAGAGACUGUCAGCAGCUCUUUACAGUGAAUUACUGUGGUACCCUCUUAUAAACAGGAUAGCUGUCACAAAUCAUUACCCAAUACGUUUACAUCAAGGGUUUUACCAGCCAUUGUGGAAGAAAGUUAUAGAGACAGCAUAUAUACUUAUGCAUCAGAUAGUAACUCGUGUCAGCCCAUACAUUUCGUGGUAUUUCCCUGAAGCUUCAGCAUACCUUUCACGUCAGCAGUUUGGACUGGUGAUGAAAGCAGCAUCGCGCAGAACUGGUUUUUGUUUUAAACCGCAGAAAUUUGUGUCUGUUGAGAGUUAUUGCAAAGGGAUAAAAUGGUCAAUUCCUACAGAACAUUUACCUACACUGAUGCAGGAGAUCAGGAGUUGGGCUGAGAAGCAUAAACAUUUCUGUUCAACCCCCAUUGUGUUGUGUUUCCAGACAAACAAAGAUCUAGAUCUGCGCAAACCAUUGCUUUGCCCAUAUACAGAUGUUAGUACAUGCACAAUAUGGACUGACUGGUUCUGCAACAAGAACUUGAUGAUCUCUUAUUCUGCAGAAAUGGCAGAGUUUGAAUCAUUGCUGCAGAAAAAUUGUGGUCGUAGAUGUUGGUCUGCUGGUCCUGUAUUUAUUUCACCACUUAUUGGACAGAUGUAUCCAGGUUUCAAGCAUUGGUGUUCUGCAAAGUCGGUGUUGGAUCCUGAUCUGAUUUUUAGAAGUCCGUAUGUAGAAGGCAAUCUUAUUAUUGAAAACUGCUAAUGUAUGUCCUCAAUGUAUGUUAUUCUCUUCACUGCUUAUGCAGUGUGUCAUGCGCUUUGAGAUGUAUUAUAGCAUAUCAAGAAUCAUCAUUCUAAUGACUUUGAAAACGCUUUGCAUCACUAUAUCUGUGGAAGAGGCUUGGUCGCAGUGAAGUAAUAAUAAAUAAAUAAAAUAUAAAAAAAUACCCACAAAGUGUGAAUCAAAUUCCAGACAAUCUUAUCAACUGUCUCCAUUGUUGAGGACCAUGGACUGAUCACUACACAAAUAAUUAAUUUCAGCUUUGUUGUGGUUGUAGCACGGAAUAAUUCCAAACAAGAAACUUACUGAUGUCAUGUUUACAAGCAUUAACUGGCACAACAGUCAUUAAAUUCAGCAAUAUUUUUGUACUGUAGAAAUUGCAGAAAGCAGUAAGAUACUGCUGCAUUAACUUCCUACAAAAGCAGGAUUAAUGAAGGACAGUCGAGAAGGAGACACAGUUGCUGUUCUUAGCCUUUGGAACUCAAGAUUUAGCAGGAAAGGAAGCAUAAGAAAGUUUCACUAGAUCUAUUUGAAAAGUGAAGAACCUUUUGAAAGCAAGGAGAUUGAACCAGGUUCUUCUGAUGCACUGUUGACCCCAAGAGGAAAAGAAAAACACUGUUUCGCAGUGGUGAAUGAAAAAUGAUGGAGAAUAUAUUAGAGCGUUGUGAUGCAGAGAAGGAAAAGAAAGACCUACUCCAUCCAAGUAUGCAGUCUCAAUUAAGAGCUGCUAUGUACACAGCAAAGAACAUCUCCAAUUUUAUACGGCUGGGGGGGUUUUCCACAUCUCAUCCAGGCAAAUCACCUAGUACCCCUGAAAAGAAAAGAUGAACAAAUAGAGAAUACAUUUUAAAGAAGAAGGUGGGCAGAAGCUACAGUUCCUUCAGAUGGACACAUACAGUUUGAAGUUGAUCUAAAAGACACUUAGCCACAAUCAACUGUGUUAUUGAAUGUCAGAUCAAGUUUGUGUACUAAACCAUUCUUGUACAAUCUGGAAAUAUCAUUUCUAUUUUAUGCAAGAGCAAAUGUAACUGUUUGCUUACUGUGUAGUUGCAAAGUUCUCAACAUUUGUGUUUUAUUCAGCUGUAACCUAAGUGACCAUUUAUUCAUUUUUGUUUAUUACAUUCAAAGCUGCAUUGUUACUAAU